AUACAUAAAAAGUUAAUUUGCCUGCGCCACCCGUAUUUAUAAUAAAAAGUGCUCGAAAGUAAAACAGUGCGAGUAAACAACAGGUCUCGCAAAGAACGCAAUAGAAGUGGCGGCAGGUACACAUAAUCUUAAAGCAUCACGGCAACAACGCAUAAGAAGCAGCAGGGACGACGACAAGGGAAGUAAUAAUGAACACAUUGAAUGCAAAUACAAACGGAGCUGCAAGUGGCAAUGGCGGUGGAACGCCCAACACAGCGAAUACUACAGGAGCCGGUAACGGUACCGGAGGAGGCAGUGGUCUCAGCGGCCUCGAAGAGGGAGGUGGCGACGCGAGCUCACGACGACAGGCCACGCGUGUGUUUAAGAAAAGUUCGUCCAAUGGAAAAAUCACCGUUUAUCUGGGGAAACGCGAUUUUGUAGAUCACGUGACGCACGUGGAUCCUAUCGAUGGCGUUGUCUUUAUUGAUCCAGAGUAUGUGAAGGAUCGGAAAGUGUUUGGCCAAGUGCUGGCCGCGUUUCGCUAUGGACGAGAGGACCUGGAUGUGUUGGGGCUUACGUUUCGAAAGGAUUUGUAUUUGGCACAUGAGCAAAUUUAUCCGCCUAUGCAGUUAGAGCGCCCAAUGACACGGCUUCAAGAACGCCUUAUAAAAAAGUUGGGCCCCAAUGCACACCCAUUUUACUUUGAAGUACCGCCGUAUUGCCCUGCCUCGGUAUCACUUCAGCCAGCACCCGGUGAUGUAGGAAAAUCCUGUGGCGUGGACUACGAAUUAAAAGCAUUUGUUGGUGAGCAUAUUGAGGACAAACCACACAAACGCAACUCGGUGCGUUUGACUAUACGCAAGGUUAUGUAUGCGCCCUCGAAAGCUGGUGAGCAACCCUCCAUCGAGGUUAGCAAGGAGUUCAUGAUGAAGCCAAACAAAAUUCAUUUGGAGGCUAGUUUGGAUAAGGAGCUGUACCACCAUGGCGAGAAGAUUUCAGUUAAUGUGCAUGUAGCCAACAACUCCAAUCGGACCGUAAAAAAGAUUAAGGUGUGCGUGCGCCAAUUCGCCGACAUUUGCCUUUUCUCUACGGCUCAGUACAAGUCGGUGGUGGCCGAAACGGAAUCCGAGGAUGGCUGCCAAGUGGCCCCGGGUUUUACGCUGUCGAAAGUGUUCGAGCUAUGUCCCUUACUGGCCAAUAACAAGGAUAAAUGGGGGCUUGCGCUCGACGGGCAGUUAAAGCAUGAAGACACAAAUCUGGCGUCCAGCACUCUUAUAACCAAUCCCGCACAGCGUGAAAGCUUGGGCAUUAUGGUCCACUACAAAGUGAAGGUAAAAUUGCUGAUUAGUUCGCCACUCUUGGGUGGUGACCUGGUUGCUGAGUUGCCAUUUACGCUGAUGCAUCCAAAGCCUGAGGAGGAGGACCAUCCAUUGCUCGGCGAACGUUCCCCACGCGCCAGCCUGGCUGCGCCGCUCAUGGCGCUGGGCGAGGCUGGUAUCGAUGGCGCAUCCUCAUCGCAAGCGUCUGCAGAUGUACCCACCACAACAAACCUCAUACAGCUGGAUGAUGAUGAGGCGCAGGAUGAUGAUAUAAUAUUUGAGGACUUUGCGCGUUUGCGUUUAAAGGGCGCCGAAACGGAAGCUUAGAGCAGCUAUCCCUUAGAUUUUUUGAAUAUUUUGUAUCGCUCUUCGAAACGCACGUUAUUUCGGCAUAAGUGCAUACUAUUUGUAUCUGUAUCUAUGUGCCCAAAAAUAUUUGUGUACCAUUUUUUUGCUUUAAAAAGGUUCCACUAGCUCGGUCGUGUUUUCACGCAGCUGCGGUACAACGUUUUAUAUACUUAGAUUCAAUAUGUGCAGGCCAUAUGUAUACAUUUUAGAAUUUUAGUAAAUAAGCUGAAAGUGUACGAAUUUGUUGUUUGUAAUACUUUAAACAAAUGAACAACCCAGACAUAGAACACAUGCAAAGACGUCUAUAUGAACCGAAAUUUCAAGCAUUCUUCUGUUUUUGCCAACUGAUAUACUCUUCAGAGACUUUUUAUGUUUUGAACAGAAGUCUACUUGAAGGGCGUAAUUUUCCAAUUGUUAAAUGAUUACUAAUAUUAGCAUAAUUUGAGAGCGCGGAGAUUUUAUGGAUAAGAAAAUUCAUUUACAACAUUAAGUAGCUAUUCAAUUGACCCCAUUUCCCUUUUUAUUGUUUUAUCUCUUCUCUGUGCUAAAUGGUGAAAAGCUUUCUAAGCUGUAAACAUAAAAAUGUAUGCGAUGAAUUGAAAUAUACGUCUUUUCUUAAUUAUCAAAUACAUUAACUGUUAAUACUAUAUUUAUUUAUGUAAUCAAAAAUAAUAUGCCAAUUUUGUUGUUCCAAGCCAGACCCUCCUCUUAACAAGCACAUUUUAGCUUUACAGAAAUGAAUUUAAGUUUUUUGAUUAUAUGAAAAGUUUUGAUUAUGCAAAAAUGAUUUAAUUAUGUAGGGAACACGGAUUUUGGCACAUCGCUUUUGCGUGAAUAAAUCUUCAUUUCAUUGAAAAUAAUUCAUUUCAUCUGAUUUUAAAACUGCAUUUGUAAUUCGUCAAUCUCGACUGACAACUUGAAACAUUUGAAAACAGCAAAUCUUCGGCAAGCCAAAGUUAGUUUUGCUCUUUGCUCAAAGCCAGCGCAAAAGUAAAUAAACAUGCUAGUUUAAUUUAACAUAGGAUUCUUUUUAUCGAUCUUUCUAUUAAUUAAUGUUAGCUUUUGUGGAUUGAGGCGGUUGUGGUAUUGGAAAAAUAACCCGUGCCCGCUCGUAAAUGAUUCCAGCAUCUAUAAAAAUGUAUUCUGGAUUAUUAAAUCGAAAUUUAUGAAACGAACAAAAAUAUUUAAUACGAAAAGCAAUUUUUAUAUUUACAUAAGUAGCUGUAAAUUGUUUGUUUAACACGAGCGAAUGCAUUUACAAAUGUACAUACAUACAUACCUAUAUGUGUUUAUAUUUUAUUGCGCAUACCAAUGUUGAUAUGAACAGACUUAUAUAUUUGUGACAUAAAAUUCAAUAAAGGAAAAACAAGGAAUCAAAAAAAAAAAAAAAAACAACAAAAUAAAUGCAAUAUGAAAAUUGCUUUCUUUAACAAAAACGAUUAAGUUAAAUCAUCAUUUUUGAAAAGUAGUCACUAACCUUUAAGCAAAUGAACUCAAUGUUUCAAAUAUGCAGCCAGGCUUUUGUAUGUAUAUGAAAAAAAUAGCUUGAAUUUGUUUUAAAUAACUACAAACAAUGGCGCCGAAAAUUACUAACAGAACAAAAAUAAGAUGAAGUGUGUAAGAAAAUAUUUCCAAAUUAAUUUUGUAUAGAGUAUUUUUGUUUGUCUUCAAUGUCGCAUCGGAUUAUAAAGGACGAUAACAUAACUACAUUUGUUUAUUUAUAUAGACCGAUCUAAAACUACAUAUAUUAUAUAAAUGUGAACAGAUAUUAAAUUAGUUAUAUGCCUUAGGUUUAAGUAUUACAUACAUAUAGACAUAGUAUUUAGCAAUUUUAUAGCGCAAAGGUCAAGCAUUUACGAAUAUGUGCGCACUUGUGUAACAAAAAACUAGACUACACAACAAAUUUUAAUCAAUUUAAAUUGAAGUCCCACUAAACGCGUCAAACUUACAAUUAUCAACAUAUUUUUCCACAAUUUUUUUACGUUUUUAUAAUAGACCUUUUAUAAUUACAAAUAAAUAUGUAAACAUAAAUAAAGCAUAAGAUAUGAAAAACCAAUAUUGUUGCUGCACAAAAAGGCAUCUUAUUUAAUUUUUGAAGUAACAUUUUGUAUUGUACCAAAAGGCAUUGUAAUUUUAUAUGCACAUACCAUAUAUAUGUACUUGCAUAGUAUGUAUUUAAUGUAUUUUAAUUAGGAUUUAGAAACGAAAUAAAAACAGUUGCCCAGCCGCAGGCUGCACAGUUGUCUCCGUUGAAUCCCGCACAUCCUAUGACUGUCAAUAAAGUUGUAUAAAAUUAUGUGAAAUAAUAACAAAUAAAUUAAAUAAAUAUAGGUAUACAUAUAGUACAUAUAAAUACGUGUGUAUACAUACGUAUGUACCUAGCAACCGCGAUUAAUGUAAAACGUUAACAAAUGAACGUUGAGUAUUUAUAAAACUUACCCACAGUAAUGUGCAAAUCAAAAGCAUAGAAAUGUAUCCCUGCGUAUGCAAAACAAAGCCCAAAGCUUUCUUAUGCAACAUUGAAUGUUGUUUGUUUAAAUGUUAAAUAAUAUACACACACACACAUACAUACAUACAUAUACAUAUGUGGCUAUGUCUAUGAUGGCAAUAUACAUUAAACUAAUUGUUAGCAGCAGUUUGCCAGGCUUACAACCAGCAACACAAAAGUGAAUGUUGUAAUAACAAAAAUAUAUAAAUAUAUGUAUAUACUACCUGUACAAAUAAACAGGAGGAAUAUUUCAAUAAAAUUAAUGGGUAUACAUAGA
Scaptodrosophila lebanonensis is the source of this 4411-nucleotide messenger RNA. It is a transcript of the gene krz, whose product is annotated as beta-arrestin-1. The record is from RefSeq and is a predicted model, not a curated record. NCBI's taxonomy places the organism in Eukaryota, Metazoa, Arthropoda, Insecta, Diptera, Drosophilidae. Gene Ontology annotation, molecular function: G protein-coupled receptor binding. The transcript has 2 exons. The coding region runs from base 189 to 1625 and encodes 478 amino acids. Gene Ontology annotation, cellular component: cytoplasm. Gene Ontology annotation, biological process: G protein-coupled receptor internalization; signal transduction.